CCCCCGCAGAAUGUCACGCAUGCGCGACUCGGAGCUAACCCGAGAAGUUCGUAGCCUUUUGUCAGGCCCGGGCUGGGAGAGCCCUCAGAGGGAAGAAGCUCUUCGAGGCUCCGUUGAUGCCUAAUUGUGCGAACCGGAGACGAGUGAAAGCUUGGGGACAUUGAAGAGGUGGUGAUUGUGGAGAUGGAUUUGGUUGAAGUGCCCCAGAAAAGAGGUAGAGUUGCUCAUGGAUUGUCUUUGCACAGUGGAAAAAAGAAAGUUGAAUUCUUCCCUUUGAAGGGAGAGACAACCUUUGCCUCGAGUUAGGUGGCCACUUGUCAACACUGUCUUGAGGAUUAGUGGGCUCUGAGAAGCUGCAGCAGUUGGUGUGAGCCCCCAUCUACUUAAUGGGUGCAGCACAAUGGAAUGCUCUGGGGACAGUGGGGACAUUAUCGAACUUUAGGCACAAGUUCUUCGAAAUUAUUGUCCCAUCCUGGUUUCCAUCAUGGAUACAAAAAUUCAGCUUUGUAAUUGACAAAAAUAUUUUCCACACCCAUUAUCCCACUUUAUCCACACAAUUAACCAUACGGUCUCACAGAUAACUCAGAAUGUGUUUGACAGGCACAGAAGUGUGGGGCUGCCACAACACUACUAGACCAGUGUAUCUUGAACUUUAUUUAGUCUAUGACCUUCUGUGCCAGAAUUCCCUUCAAGGGUGCUUUUCGGAUUUCGAGAUGUCACCUCAAAAUCAACCAAUCAUAAUUUAAAGGUGAGACUUAGCAGUCUACAUCUUAAGAAAGCUUUAGGAGAUUUUUUUUUUUUAAACCAUUGCGUCUGCUUCGAAGAUUUUAAGUAGAUUAUGAUGGGAACUUACUAUUUUAGUUUGUAGACUGGAGAGUUCUGGUUUCUAGGAUGUAUAGAGCAACUAGAUUUAAGCCCAGAGAAGCCAAGUCCCUGGGCACAACCCACCGUACUGUAAAGUAGCAGUUUGUUUAGAUCUCUGCAGUCUUUGUUACCAGGGAUGGCAUGUGGUGUGAUGAAGGGAAUCUUAGAUUGUAGUCUGAGUAGUGAGAUGGGUCUCGACCCUGUCACUGCUGCCUGCUUGCCCUUAGCUCUGUCUUCCCAGGACUCCCUCCUUUCCCAUGAGAAGAGUGCAGAAGGAGAAGUGGCCGCUCUGAGACUCACAGCCAAGUCCCAGGAAACCAUGACAUUCAAGGAUGUGGCCAUGGACUUUACACCAGAGGAGUGGGGGAAACUGGAUCCUGCCCACAGGGACGUGAUGCUGGAGAACUACAGGAACCUGGUCUCGCUUUGGCUUCCCGUUUCCAAGCCUGAUAACUAUAAUUUGGAUGAUGGAAAAGAACUAUUGAAGCUUGAGAAAAAACCUCCCAAAGGCUGUCACUCAGAUGUGGGAAUUAGACCUGAGAGCAAGGAUUCAACUUCAGUGCAAGAGUUUUCCACAGAAGAAUCAAGCCAGGUUACAAGAGCAGAAAAGCGGACAGGAAAUCCCGUUUCUGACUGCACCUUGGAAACGGCUCAUGAUGGAGAACACUGGCUAGAGCGUCAGCAAGGGAGCCGGGAAAAGGACUUAGGACAAAUGUUCACUCACCUGAACUCACUUCCUGUGGAGAAGCGUCGCAAACAGGAUAUCUGUUGGGAAAAUGACAGUCAGAAGUCUCUCCUGAUGACCGAGGAGAGAGUUCCCAAAGGGCCCUAUGACUUUCAGACACUUGGGAAAAGACUGAAGCAGAAAUCAGGCUUACUGACAAAGCAGAGAGCUCCUAAGGAGAAAAAGCCUCAUAAGUGCGGUGACUGUGGUGAGCUCUUCACAUACCACUCCGUCCUCAUUCGACACCAGCGCGUUCACACUGGGGAGAAACCCUACACCUGCAGUGAGUGUGCCAAGUCCUUUAGCCACAGAGCCAAUCUAACUAAGCACCAGAGAACUCACACCAGAAUUCUCUUCGAGUGCCGUGAAUGUAAGAAAACCUUCCUGGAAAGCUCAUCCCUCGCUGUCCAUCAGCGAGUGCACGUUGGAGAGAGACCGUACGAGUGCAGCGAGUGCGGGAAAGGUUUUAACCGGAGCACACACCUCGCCCAGCAUCAGCUGAUUCACACUGGGGUGAAGCCCUAUGAAUGUAACGAAUGCGAUAAAGCUUUCAUUCAUUCGUCAGCACUCAUCAAACAUCAAAGAACUCAUACUGGAGAGAAGCCCUAUAAGUGUCAGGAGUGUGGGAAAGCCUUUAGUCAUUGCUCCUCCCUUACGAAGCACCAGAGAGUUCACACCGGAGAAAAGCCCUACGAGUGUAGCGAGUGUGGGAAAACCUUCAGUCAGAGCACGCACCUCGUUCAGCACCAGAGAAUUCACACGGGGGAGAAGCCCUAUGAAUGUCAUGAGUGUGGGAAAACCUUUAGCCGGAGCUCAAAUUUUGCCAAGCAUCAAAGAAUUCAUGUUGGAAAGAAGCCCUACAAGUGCGGAGAGUGCGGGAAAGCCUUCAUUCAUUCGUCGGCUCUGAUUCAGCACCAGAGAACUCACACCGCAGAGAGACCUUUUAGAUGUAACGAAUGUGGGAAGAACUUUAAGUGCAGUUCAUCCCUCAUCCGACAUCAAAGACUUCACACUGAAGAGCAACCCGGAAAACUUACUGACUGUUAAGAGAUGUAAGAUGGCUUUAUCACUGCGUUUAAUAUUUGAAUAUUUAAGUGGAAGGUCCAUCAUAGGACCCUUGGGAGCUUUUGUAUAUGUAAGUGAUUUCACUCGUCCAGUAUAUAAGUUUGAACAACAGAUAAUGAAAA
Molecule: messenger RNA, 2775 nt
Organism: Microtus ochrogaster (prairie vole)
Lineage: Eukaryota; Metazoa; Chordata; Mammalia; Rodentia; Cricetidae
Gene: Znf286a
Product: zinc finger protein 286A
Exons: 5
Coding region: 1001-2635 (544 amino acids)
Biological process (GO): regulation of transcription by RNA polymerase II
Cellular component (GO): nucleus
Molecular function (GO): DNA-binding transcription activator activity, RNA polymerase II-specific; RNA polymerase II cis-regulatory region sequence-specific DNA binding
Source: RefSeq, a predicted model, not a curated record